Molecule: messenger RNA, 1125 nt
Organism: Brassica napus (rape)
Lineage: Eukaryota; Viridiplantae; Streptophyta; Magnoliopsida; Brassicales; Brassicaceae
Product: squamosa promoter-binding-like protein 4
Exons: 3
Coding region: 470-1030 (186 amino acids)
Cellular component (GO): nucleus
Molecular function (GO): DNA binding
Source: RefSeq, a predicted model, not a curated record
UUUGUUUGGUUCAUAAAGAACAAAAGAUAUUGUUAAAUUCUUGUGAAAACUAUGGACCUUGUGUACUAUUGCAUUACAGUGUCAGUCCAGUAAAGACACUAUCUAUAAGGCAAUCAGUUAUAUCUUCAAAAUAACAUGGAUCUUCAUUUUGAAUCAAAAAUAAACAAACAAAUGGAAAUCUCACACUUCUAUUGUCUAAAACAAACAAACAAAUGAAAAUGUCAAGAACAUCUUAAAAGUUUCUAUACCCAAUCUACAUAUGUCGUUUUCUUUCUUCUCCACUAAUUAUUUUUCCCUGACCUAGCACAUCAACGUGAUCAUGCACUUAUUCCACAAUAGAAGCGCACAAGAAGACAAUGGUACAUAUCCCCACUUUACUUCACCACUUUAAAAUGGUUCAACCUCGUCAAUAAUAUCACCAAGUCCAAUUCCUCAACUUUGCUAAACUUACAAGAGCUUCUCUCCAAAAAUGGAUGGUAAGAAAACACAAGGACAAGGGUAUCUGAAAAAGAAGGCUAGUGUGUCUUACCUUGUGGAAGAAGAAUUGGAGAAUGAUACAGAUGGAGAGGAGGAAGAGAAGAGGAAAGGUGUGACCGAUAGGUUUAAAGGAUCUAGCGGCAGCAAUGAUCGUGGCUCAUCACGGCUUUGCCAAGUAGAUAGAUGCACAGCUGAUCUGAAAGAAGCUAAACAGUAUCACCGGAGGCACAAAGUGUGUGAAGUUCAUGCAAAGGCAUCUUCUGUCUAUCUCACAGGCGUUAAACAACGGUUCUGUCAACAAUGCAGCAGGUUCCAUGAGCUCCUAGAGUUUGAUGAAGCUAAAAAAAGUUGCCGGAAGCGCUUAGCUGGACACAACGAGAGGCGGAGGAAGAGCUCCGGUGAAAGUAUUGGAGAAGGGUCAGGUGGUCGAAGAGGAAUAACAGCUCAGAUGAUCCAGAAUCAAGAAAGAUCAAGGAUUCGAGUAAGGAGUGUGACUUAUCCAAAAGCACAGGAGCCACCACCACGGUUACUGAAGUUUCAGAGCCACGAAUGAGAUAUCCAUCUUAGGUUUUUCUUGGCUUGAUGCUAAGAAGUUGUAAACGUUUGUCUCUUAUUGAUGAACAUACAAUCGAGUAUUUAUACAUACGA